Messenger RNA from Camellia sinensis, 3657 nucleotides. RefSeq names its product protein MEI2-like 2. Gene Ontology annotation, molecular function: RNA binding. NCBI's taxonomy places the organism in Eukaryota, Viridiplantae, Streptophyta, Magnoliopsida, Ericales, Theaceae. The record is from RefSeq and is a predicted model, not a curated record.
AGAGAGAGAAACAGAGAGAGAGGAAAGAAGCAGCAGCUCAUCAGAUAGAGAGAGAAUCUCUUAAUAAAUUUUCUUUUUUAGUAUUUUUUUGUGGGGGUUGUUGUUUAAACUGGUCUCUCCAAUUCUCUCCAAUCAUGAGUUAAUGUAUGUGUGUGGGGGUUUGUGUAUUAUUCAUCGUCAUCAUCAUCUUCUCCCUCUAAAUAAUUUAAGUGUUUUCUCUCUCUAGUCUCCCGGCGGGAGAGAAGGAAGUGGAUGAGUAGAAGAAAGUCAUUUCUCUGCUUCUACGAAACCAAUCCCCUUUUGAAUCUUCACAGAAUAUCCCACUUUCAUUCUACUCUUCUUCUCUCUCUCUUCAAAACCCUUUUUCUUCAACUACAAUCCCGGCUUGUCCUUUCUUUUUAUGUUUCUCUCUCUACUUUGUUCAAAGUAAGCAAUCAUCAUAUGUUCAGCAGAAAGUGACUAAAUGGAUCAACAUUUAAAGGAUCUCAUUUCAGGUGGUCCACCUAAAAUUCCAUCAGGGGAUGCUUCUAGAAAACUGGGAAGUGCAUGGGGGAUCCCACAAGGAACUGAUGCGUAUCAUACAUCGAGUGAUGCUAGCUUGUUUUCUAGCUCAUUGCCUGUCCUUCCGCAUGAGAAGUUUUUUACUGACUCAGAACAUUGUGGUCAAUCUGUUGAUGAUGGCUUCCCUACCUUAAAGAAACUUCAUCAAGAAGAUGACAGUAAGGAUCCACUUGAAGAUGUUGAACCAAGUGCCAUUGGAACGUUACUUCCUGGCGAUGAAAAUGAGCUUUUAGCAGGCAUAAUGGAUGAUUUUGAUUUGAGUGGGUUGCCUACUCAAUUGGAGGAUUUGGAAGAUGAUGAUUUCUUUGGUAGUGGAGGGGGGAUGGAAUUGGAUUUUGAUUCCCAAGAGAGCUUAAACAUUGCUAUGUCAAAGUUAAGCAUGUCUGAUGGUGUUUCUGUGAAUGGGAUUGGUCAUUAUGGUCUUCCAAAUGGUGUGGCUACAGUUGCUGGAGAACAUCCAUAUGGAGAACAUCCUUCAAGGACAUUAUUUGUCAGGAAUAUCAAUAGUAAUGUUGAGGACUCUGAGUUGGUAUCUCUCUUCGAGCAAUAUGGGGAUAUCAGAAAUCUAUAUACUGCAUGCAAGCAUCGGGGCUUCGUGAUGAUAUCUUACUAUGAUAUCCGAGCAGCUCGAACUGCAAUGCGUGCAUUACAAAAUAAGCCCUUAAGACGAAGAAAACUUGAUAUUCAUUUUUCAAUUCCUAAGGAUAACCCAUCAGAAAAGGAUAUUAACCAAGGAACUCUUGUCGUGUUCAAUUUGGAUGCAUCAGUAUCAAAUGAUGACCUUCGUCAAAUAUUUGGUACUUAUGGGGAGGUCAAAGAGAUCAGGGAAACACCACACAAGCGACAUCACAAGUUCAUUGAAUUUUAUGAUGUUAGAGCUGCAGAGGCAGCUCUCAAAGCUUUAAAUAGGAGUGACAUAGCUGGGAAACGCAUAAAGCUUGAACCUAGCCGACCUGGUGGAGCCCGUCGAAACUUGAUGCAGCAAUUGACCCAGGAACUGGAACAGGAUGAAGCUCGAAGUUUUCGACAUCCAGUAGGCUCACCAGUAAACAACUCUCCUCCAGGCAACUGGCCACAUUUCGGCAGCCCAGUUGAACACAAUCCUUUGCAAGGUUUUAGUCAAUCACCAGUCUUGGGACCACUCAGUCCGAUCAAGAGCAACCAUAUGCCAGGUUUAGCCUCUAUUCUAUCACCCCAUGUUUCAAACCCUGCAAAGAUCGCACCAAUUGGUAAGGAUCAGGGAAGGAUUAGCCAUGUGAGUCAGGUAAUCGGCAAUGUCAAUUCAACACAAGGAGUGGGCUAUCAGCUUUCUCAUUCCUUUCCCGAGCAAAAAUUAAGUGCAAGUCCUGGACCGAUGUCUUCUUUUGGUGAAUCAAAUUCUAAUUCUUCUGGAAUUGGAACUCUGUCUGGUCCUCAGUUUCUUUGGGGAAAUCCUACUCCUUACUCAGAGCACACCAGUUCUUCUGCCUGGCCAACAUCAUCAGUGGGUAAUCCAUUUGCACCGAGUACACAGGGACAAGGUUACCCAUACUCCAAUCAGCAUGGCUCGUUCCUUGGUUCGCAUCACCUCCAUCAUGUGGGAUCUGCUCCAUCGGGUGUUCCCCUUGAUAGGCAUUUUGGAUACUUCCCAGAGUCACCGGAGACAUCAUUUAUGAACCAUGUUGCAUUUGGGGGUAUGGGUUUAAAUCGCAAAACUGCAAGUUAUGUGAUGAAUAUGGGUGCUCGUCCAGCGAUGAGUGUCGGUGUUGCUCUCCCGGGAAACAUGUCCGAAAGUGGUUCACCCAGUUCAAGAAUGAUGUCAUUGCCAAGGAAUGGUCCUUUGUUUUUCGGCAAUGGUACACUUCAAGGAAUUGGAGUGACCAUCAAUGAGGGAUUGCUUGAACGUGGUCGAAGUAGGAGAGUAGAGUACAGUGUCAACCAGAUAGAUAGCAAGAAGCAGUAUCAGCUUGAUUUGGAUAAGAUCAAGAGUGGUGAAGAUACCAGGACUACUUUAAUGAUAAAAAACAUCCCCAAUAAGUACACUUCAAAGAUGUUGCUGGCAGCUAUUGAUGAAAAUCAUGGGGGUACUUAUGACUUUCUCUAUUUGCCGAUUGAUUUUAAGAAUAAAUGCAAUGUGGGUUACGCUUUCAUAAAUAUGGUGUUUCCAUCACACAUUAUCCCCUUCUAUGAGGCAUUCAAUGGUAAGAAGUGGGAAAAGUUUAACAGUGAAAAAGUUGCUUCCUUGGCAUAUGCACGAAUUCAAGGCAAGGCAGCCCUUGUCACACACUUUCAGAAUUCUAGCUUAAUGAAUGAAGAUAAGCGGUGCCGGCCAAUUCUAUUCCAAUCAGAGGGCCAAGAGACUGUUGAUCAGGAACCAUUUCUGUCCAGCAACUUGAACAUCUGUAUUCGGCAGCCAGAUGGGUCCUACAUUGGGGAUUCACUAGAGAGCCCAAAGGGUAAUAUGGAUGAUGAGAUGUAAGAGAACAAAUAAGCAUGACCUUAAUUGAUGGCUACGAGUGCUAACAAAGUGCAUAGUUGCUUUAGUGUGUAUAAACUUACUAGAGAGGAACUGGGGUGUGCGUGCAUAUGAUUGCUUGUAUUAUAGGCAGCGUCCGCUUUUUGGGUGGUGGAUAUGGAUAUUACAAGUAUUUCACAAUAGAGCUGUGAACGGAAGAGAGAGACAAAGGAGCAUUUUGUUUUAAGUAGAGCAACAAAUGGAUAUAAUUUAACUAGAGGGGAGAAGAAUAAGGUUUAGCGUAUUGCUGAUAGGCGAAGAAGUUUUAUCCGCUGCCAAUUGUGAUGCGCUCACCGCUUUGUUUAUGAAAUUCUCUCCUUUUUUCUUUUUAAUUUUUUUAAAUUGUUUUUAGGGGUGUAUGAUUAUGUGAAAAUAUGAGUACAUGGUUAUUGGGGUAAAUAUGCAAGGGAGUUGAGAAUAUAUAUAUAGAGCGAGAGUUGGGGCUGUUUUCAGAAGUGUAUAGAAUGGAAGACAAACAGACCCCCCUGGUCCUUUCACUACUUGUGCAGUGUUGUUGUUGUUGACUUCUUGUUAUGUACCUAAAGAAAAUUGUGCAACUCUAUUUGAUAUGUCGUUGUACAGAUGUUUAAGCAUCAACUCAA